Molecule: messenger RNA, 14687 nt
Organism: Carlito syrichta (Philippine tarsier)
Lineage: Eukaryota; Metazoa; Chordata; Mammalia; Primates; Tarsiidae
Gene: DNHD1
Product: dynein heavy chain domain 1
Exons: 44
Biological process (GO): microtubule-based movement
Cellular component (GO): dynein complex
Molecular function (GO): dynein light intermediate chain binding; dynein intermediate chain binding; ATP binding
Source: RefSeq, a predicted model, not a curated record
AUGGCAGAACCACUAAAAGGCAAAAUUGAUGAGUUCAAAAGCAGCAGUGGAAAAAGCAUCUUAAUAGGUGUAUUGCAUCAAGUGGAGAGUACUUUGAAGGUAUCUUCACAGGCAAGCGGCAUCCUGCAGGCGGGCCCCACCCCUCCUGACUCUGGCUCUGCUCACCCCCUUGGCCCGCCCACAUUCGACCAUGGCCCCUCCUCUUUCUGGCCCCCCUGUGUGUUCCCAGGGUCUUGUAACCGUUCUAACAGCUGGGAGCUGAUGGAACUGCGGGCGAUCGCCACCCCGAGUGAAGGGUCUUGCUGUGACUCAGGUGAGGCCCAGAAGCGGGAAGGCUGGAACUGGCAGUUGGAGCCUAAGCUGUGGGCAAGGUCACUUCGACAGCAGUUGAAUGCCCAGCUCCUCUUGGUCCAAGAGGAAAGGAGGGUAGGUUUGUCGCCUGAUGAGGCAUCGUCUGAUGCCCUUGAGUCUUGGCACUCUGUAUGUGCCCUGGACAGCAAACAGCAGCCCUCGGACUGUCAGAGAAAACGGAGGCAGUUCCUAAAGCCAGUGACCGAGUCAAAGCAGCCCACAGUGCUAGAGCUCCUGCUAACUGAGCUCCGAACUUUGUUCUCAGCUGUGCUGCAGGACCGUAGCCCUGCAGCUUGGCACUACCUGCAUGGAGUACUGGGUUUGCUGCAUCCAUAUCGUGAGUUUCUAGUGGGUCACCUUGAUUUGCUGCCCUUCUUGGAGCAGCUGUACUGCUGGGCACCCUGGGUCCAAACCCAGCUACAGCUGGACUUGUUGGAUGCCAUAGAUCAGGCUUUUCCUCCAGACAACUCUUUGUUAGACAGUGCUUCCCAUGCUGACUGCUAUCCCCAGAAACAGAGGUUCCAUCAUGGGCGCCCAUGCCCAGUCUGCCCUUUUGUGCAGGCCCGGUGGGGUGGGCAGCAAGUAAAGGAGAAGUUGACCACAUGGCUGCGACCAUUGACACUGCCUGAGCUACAGCACUGCCUGGGCAUUGUUGGUGCUGAGGUAGCCCUCGAAGAGACCUUGUGGCUGGAUGGACUUAGUCUCCUGCCCUUGGCACUGGCAACGGACAUCCCUGUACAGUAUAAGAGCUGUGACACCAACAACACAGAAGAGGAAACUGUUAGAGGAAGAGAGACUAGGUCUCAGCUUGUAUAUGACGCUCCUAGGGAAAAGACCUUCCAAAAGAGAAGCAUUGGCUUCUUACCUGAGACUUCCUUCCUGGGUAGCCAGGUGAUGACCAUUCUAAAGACAGAGAGAGACCUGAAGAAGAUCCACUUCCUCUACCUCAAUGUGGCUCCAAGCCGGUACUUUAGCCCCUACAGCCUGAUAGUAGUGCCACACAACAAGGUGAAUCCUGAGCACUACGUCUUUUCUCCCUUUGGGAUCCUGCAUAUACAUCCUGUGGAUGGUAGUGAGACGAUGACGCUGGGCACCUGGCACCGCCACUCUGUUCUCUGGCAGCAGCUCCAGUUCAUUCCAUUCUUUAAGUAUUGCCUCUUACGCAAGUCCUUGGUCUGUUGGAAGAGGAAUGUGAGGCUGCAGGGUCUGCAUCGGCUCCGGAGUUUCCUAGGGAAUCAUCUGCUCUUUGCUGUGCCCCACUUUGGAGCUGGGCUACUCCACAUUAGCAGGCUUCUGCAGGAGCUACGAUCUGUAUCCUGGCUUCCCAGGGAACUGGAUCACUGCUAUGAGCUGCUGGACCUGCAGAAGGCUCUAGCCAAGGAGAAACACAAGGGUUUACGGCUGCUCCAUCGUUGCGUGAACCUCUGCAGAUCUGUUCUUCAACUGAUCCACGAGGACACAUACCACAUGCAAAAGAACCUGCAGGAGCGAGUGCAAAACUGCAACAGGAUCAGGGCAGGCCAAGGCUCCAUAUACCUUCAGAAGGUACAGCACCAUCAGCUGGAGCAGAAGCUGAAGCAAGCAGAGGCCUGGUGGCUGCAGCUAGGAAAGUUUGCUCGCCUGGUUGACUACAUGAUUUGUCAGAGCCUCGUUUCUAUCUUGGAAGAGGAGAUAACCUCUUUUGUGGCCAACAUCCUGCAAACCCCAAGGCAGGAACCUUUUCUCUCAUCACACGUGGUAUUUGAUGAUUGUGGCCAAUUAUCUCAUAUGCCCUGUAUUGAAAAUAUGAUCCAGAUUCUAACUGGAGGCCUACAGUCUGUCAAGGCCUCUGCCCUGCAGGUGAUACAGUCUGCAGAAAUGAAGACCUCUUGGGAUUCCCUGCAUUCUGAAGAAAAAGAUGAAGAGGAGGACUUGAACACAGAAUUCCCGAUGCCCAAGUUCCAGGGACAGCCCAGCGAAGCUGUGCGCAUCUUCUGUGGCCCAAAUGUAGGCUUAGUGUGGCCCUGGAAGUCUCACCCUAUUGCUGGUAUCCUGGAGGUCCGUGGGCACCGCCUGUGGGGUCAGUACUUGCCCCCCAAUUAUAGGCAGCUUCAGGAAGACCUGGACAACAACCCUCGCAUCCAGCAGGCAAUGAUGAUACUACAGGUUCUUCUAGAGGGUGUGCUCUUGGAGGUACAGGAAUUCUGCAAGGAGCAUCACUGGACAAUAGGCAUUCAUGAAUUCCUGCAAUCCUGGGGGCCUCAGAAGCUGGAGGACAUGAGAGGUUGUCCCAUCAAGAACUAUAUGCUGUUAGUGAGCCGCCUAAAUGUUUGGCAGACCCAAGUCUCCAAUAUGCCUACCAAGUUGCUCACAAAAGGCAAGUUGCUGCUGCUGAGCUGCCAUGAUGUACAGGCAGAGAUGGAAUCCAAGCUGAACAACAUAAGGAAGGACAUUCUUGCACAGGUGCAGAAUGAGUGCUGGAGCCGCAGUCAACAACUUAUGACAGAGCUCACAGAUUUCAUGAAUGUCUUCCAAAUCAUCAGCUCAGACAUUCACACCAUUGCACAGUGCUCCCAGAAGUUGAACGAGGCCAAUGAACAGUACGUCAAGCUGGAGGAGCGAAUAGAAUACAUACGGUCACUCCAUGAACUCAUCCGCAACCACUUUGGCAUCUUUAGUGCAGAGAAUGAGGCACUGGACAUCUCGGUGAGAAGGCGAUUCGGGGAGUCACCCAUCCCUCCCGGUCCCCCUUCCCCAUAACCAUAUCUACUUCACUGCCCUCUGCUUGUCCCACAGCUUCUGGAUGUGUGGGAAGCAUUUCAGUUUGAGAAAAGCCAGGCCUCAGAGUUCUUGCUCAGCAAGCAACAUGCCAUCGUGCCCAAGCUGCAGCAGCUGAUGGCAACAGCAUUGGCAGAGCUGGAAGGCCUGCUUGAGAAGGCCCUGUCUGGUCCCUUCAUGGACCCUGCACAAGAGCAGAGAAGCAUUGAGUGCCAACUCAUCUCUCUGGAACAUCAGUUCCAGGACACAGUCAGCCACCUUAGUGAACUGCAGCAUGCCUAUACUAUCUUUACUGGGGAUGAGAGUCCCGUGUCCUCGCCAAUCGGUGGGAGCCGUCCUAUUGUGCAGCAGCAGCACACCUGGCACCUAUACCGAGUCAUCUCUGAAAACAUCAGUGAGUGGAAGUGCAUGGCUUUUGCCAAGUUCAGCCUGGCGAUGGCCCAGGAGAAGAUAGAUGUCUGGCUGACAGAGGCAGCGCGGAUAAGCGCAACCCUGAGGCUGCACAGCCCAGUGCUGCAGCACUGCAUGCGCAUGCUGGAGGAGUUUCGGACCUACCUGCCCUUGCUCACCAAGCUGGGCAGCCUCCAGCUGCAGAACCCCACCUGCCAGUCCCUUCUGCGAGCCUUAGGGCUGGGCAGUCUCCACAAUAUAGAACUCCUAACACUGGGCCAGCUGCUCACUUGUCCACUGCUGGAAUUUGCAGAUCGCAUCAACCAGGUCUGGCAGUACGAAAACGAACGAGUUCAUGCCCAAGAGACCCUCCGACAACUGCAGCGGUACUGGGAAUUGCGCAAGCUGCGCCUGCUCAACUUCAUCCUGCAUGUUCCCUUGAAGACCUCAGCCUCAGAGCGCUCCAAGAGGCAAAUGCUCCACAGCCCCCAGUGGGAUGUAGUGGGCAAGGACAGUGGCACCUUCAUCCUCUCAGACUAUAGCAGCCUGCAGGAUUCCAUCCAGGAAAGUCUACAGAUGUUGUUCAAGAUCCUGGCCCUCCAAAAGUCAGGAGACUUAAACAAGAUAGCUUUGGAGUGGGUGACCAUCAUGCAUAGCCUUGAUGCCCUGCUGGAGGUGUGGGUGACUUUCCAGCAGAAGUGGAUUUUUCUGAAUAAAGUUCUGCAUGAGAUGAAGAUCCAGUUUCCUAGUACUGACCUGAACUCUCGUUUCAAGGCCAUGGAUGAUCAGUAUCGAACUCUGAUGCGCAUCUCUGUAGCUGACCCCAUGGUUCUGUCACUUAUAGUGCCCAGUGCCAAGAGGAGCCCUUACUUCCAAGGCCAGCAACUGCAACAACUGCUGCAAGCUGGAUCGGUGGAGCUGGAGGGAAUCAUCAUGGCCCUGGAGAGUGUGCUCUAUGGGGUCUGUGCUCAUUUCCCCCGCCUCUUCUUCCUCAGUGACAAUGAGCUAGUAGCCCUGCUGGCUGCCACACCGGAGUCAUGUGAGGCCCAGCUGUGGGUACAACGCUGCUUUCCCCACGUGCAUGCUGUGAGCUUCAAGUCCCAUCCAACUGAUGAGAAAAACCUGGAUGACCAGGUGUCAAGCCCAAGCACACAGACUCAGAUGGAGGCACUUGCAGUGCUGGGGGCAGGUGGGGAGGAGGUGAAGCUUCAGGGGCCUCUUCCUCUGCACCCAGACCUCCCGAAGUGGCUGGCCUCUCUGGAGAAGUGUCUGCGCUUGGCACUGGUGCGCAUGCUGCAGGACUGUGUGGCUACCCGCCUUGUCUGGGGCCCAUCCCUAGGGGAGGCCUGCAAGCAGCUGCCCCAGCAACUCUAUGUCCAGCACUGGUUGGAUUUAAUUCAGGCUUUCCCAUGGCAGUGUGUGCUGGUGGCAGAGGAAGUAGUGUGGCGGGCUGAGAUGGAGGAGGCUCUGCUUGAGUGGGGGACCCUAGCCAUGGUCUCCACGCAUAUGCGCAAGCUUGAGGUCCUGGUGUACUUUAUGCGGGCCCAGAGGGGCUCCCAGGGUGGGCAGCCCCUGCCCUCUGCCCGCCAGACCAGCCUGCUCAGUGCACUACUGGUCAUGGCAGUGACUCACCGGGAUAUAGCACAGCUCCUGGAGCAGCACCGGGUCAGUGAUCUGACAGACUUUCACUGGGCCCGCCAACUUAAGUAUCACCUAGGUUCACCCCACACAAUCCCCCAAAGCCCUCUGCAAAGCCUCAAAACUGUUGCAUCUACUGAGCCCUCUCUGCCACCAGCUGCAUGCUGGAUAGAUGUGCUAGGCCGGUCCUUCCUCUACAAUUAUGAGUACCUAGGUCCUAGACUGGGGCCUUUACCCAGCCUGCUGCCUGAGCGGCCAGCUCUGGUACUGUUAUUGGCCCUGGAGGAAGUAGCCUGUGGGACCCUACUGGGUCCUGAUGGUAUGGGCAAGAGAACUUUAGUGAAUAACUUGGCACAGGCCCUGGGCCGCCACCUGGUGAUGAUGCCCUGCUCACCUCAGACAGAGGCCCGAUGCCUGAGCAACUACCUCAAUGGUGCCCUGCAGGGUGGUGCCUGGCUGCUGUUGGAGGCAGUUCAGCACCUGCCUCUUGGCUUGCUCUCUGCCCUAGGCCAUCGCCUGGCUGAACUGCACCACCUCUAUGCCCCACUUUACCAGGAGGUUUCCCGAAGCACAAGCACCAUAGACCCCACCCAGCCCCAGCUCCUUGGCAGUGGCUACUUUGAGAAACAUCAAGUGUCUGUGCGCCUUGGCUAUGGCUGUCUCCUGACAUUGCGUGCCCUGAGCCCUGCUGUGCCUGCCAACCUGCACCUGCUACUGCGGCCCAUGGCAUUGGCAUUGCCUGAUCUGCAGCAAGUGACAGAGCUGACCCUGCUGGGUGCAGGGAUGCGGGAUGCCUCCCGCCUGGCUGCCCGCCUAUCCAAAUUCUUCUCCCUAGAGCGUGAGCUGGUGUCUGGGCCCCUGCCAUGCCGCUUGCCACUGCUCAAGCAGAUACUGGAAGACACAGUGCAGGCACUAAAUGUGGCCAAGGAGGAAUUCAAGUCCCAGCAGCCUCAGAGCCUAGCCACUGUUGAGGAGGCUGCCCUACUGCGUGCCCUCCUGCGCUCCCCACUGUUCAGCAUUCACAGUGGGCUCCGCCUGCACAACCUCCGUGAGUUGCUCUUUGGGAUUUUCCCUAGUGCCAGUCAAGUGCUGGCAGAGCCUAUGGCCUGCAGGCUGGUGAAGCCACUCAUGGUGGAGGAGCUGCAGCAGUUGGGCCUCCAUCCUGGCUCUGAUGUUUUGAGGUCCCUGGAACAGUUGAGCCAGGCCCUAAGCCGGGCCUCAGGCAUUCUGCUCCUGGGCCCCGCAGGCAGUGGCAAGACUACUUGUUGGCACAGCUUAUUUAAGAUCCAGAAUCGACUGGCAGCCAUGACGGACAACCAAGGCUACCAGCAUGUGGAAAUUACUCACCUGUACCCCAGUGUCCUCAGCCCUCAAGAGUUCCUGGGAUGGCUAGAGGGUCCCUGCUGGCAUCAUGGUGUCUUCCCCAGGGUACUUCGUACAGCUGGUCAAUGUAACAUCAUGGGUCCAAAGAGACAGACAGUAGACUCAAUGGGGAUCCAGCACUGGAUAAUAUGUGAUGGGGCCUCCAGUGCUGCUUGGCUGGACUCCAUCACUUGCCUCCUGAGUGAGCUUCCCCAGCUUAGUCUCCCCAGUGGACAGCAGAUAGCGAGACCCCCAGGGACCUUUCUCUUGAUGGAGGUAGCAGAUGCAACAGGCAUGUCUCCCACAGUGGUGGGCCAGUGUGCCCUAGUCUGGUGUGGUGGAGAGCAGACUUGGCAAUGUAUACUUAAUGUCCUGAUGGCAUCCCUGCCCUCUGAGUACCGCCUGCAGCACCAGACAGUCAGUGAGCUCAACCACCUGGCUGAAGUUCUGGUGCCUGCAACAUUCCGAUUCCUCACCGGCCAGGGUGCCAGUUCUCUGCUGCAGGUACAUGGGCAGCAGGCUGCUUGCCCUGGUGUGGCAGAAGUCACCAGCAUGGCCCGCAUCUUACAUGGUCUGCUUGAUUCCCACCUGCGCCUAGAGGAGGAGAAGGCACAUGGCCCAGAGGACCUCAGCUGUAGUGAUCCUAUGGCCCAAAGCUUCAAGUCUUCAAAAAGCAGCUCCCUGAACCGGUUCCAGACUGACUGCAACGAUUUGUCAAAAAUGCACAGGGAACACUUGCUGGCUGUCAGCAGUUUUCUUUUUGCCUUGAUUUGGGGCUUUGGAGCCCACCUUCCUUCCAGGCUCUGGCCCCUCUUUGAUAACUUCAUGAGGAGUUCUAUUAGUUGCCUCUCCAACUACCCUGAGCCACCACCCUCAGCCUUGGUGUUUGAUCUACAUGUAAGCUCUGAAGAUGGAACACUAGUCCCCUUCACUGACAAGUACACAAGCAGUCACGUCAAAGGCACUCUGGGCACCUUCCACCCUUCUAUCCAGACUGACCGACUCUUGUAUGUGGUGGACCUGCUCCUGUCAGGGGGCCAGCCAGUGCUGCUGGCUGGAGAGGCAGCAACAGGGAAGUCGGCCUUUGUGAAGGCGCUCGUGGAGCCAACUCACGCUUACAUCUGCAGCUCCAUCCACCCUGCCUUCAGAUCCACCCACCUCCGUCUCCUGCUUAGCAGAGGGGUCCAGGGCCAAACACAAACCAGCCCGUGGCCUAGGCAUCACCAGGAUUCUAAAGGCUCCCUGCUUUUCCUGCUGGAGGAUCUGCACCUGGCCGCUUCUGACUCAGAGAACAGCUGCCAGCCAGUGUUAGAGACUCUGCGCCAGGCCAUGGAUGGUACUGUGUAUGCCCACAGCACCUUGGAACUGCAGACGCUGCAGCCUACAGUCAACUUCCUUGCCACUGUCACAGUGCCAGGCUACUGUGAGCGCCCACUGUGCCCACGCCUGUUUCGACUCUUUACAGUGCUGGCCCUGGAGAGCAUGAGCCAGGCCACUCUGCUGAGCAGGCAUGUACCUAGUAUCCAGGCCUGGCUUGAGCGCUUCCCUUCCAUGGAAAGGGAGGGUUCUCUGGCAAGAGCCCUGGUUCGGGCCUCAGUGGAGGCCUGGGAGACUGUGUGCAACUGCUUCAUGCCUUCACCCCUCCACCCACACUACCACUUCUCCCUGCACUCUGUGAGUCACCUACUGAGCAGCCUGCAGCUGCUACCUGCCAGAACAGGCUCCCGAGGCUUUGUGGACUGUCCUGACCACCAGGAGCACUUGCGCCGGGUGUCAGGCUUACGUGGCACUCGCCUUACCAUGAUGAUGGCCACGCGCAACAUGGUGCGUCUUUGGUUGCAUGAGGCACAGAGAACCUUCUGUGACCGGCUGGACAGUCCUAGGGAACGCUCCUACUGUGCCAACCUGCUCCUAGAAGUAGCUCAGAGUGUCUUCUGCUGUGGGCCAGGGCACCUGGACAAGGACCGUGAUGAGGAGGAUGAAGAGGAGAGGGUGCCUGAAGUGGAAUCUGAAGGGGAGCUGGCCCAGUGGGAGGAUUUAAGCAACAGCGACAGUGAGACAGAGGAGGAAGAGGACCCUUAUGGCCUUCAGGUUAUCAGAGGCUCACAUCCAAGUAAUCCAAGUCAAGCACCAUCCAUAAGGCCAGUAAGCAGGGAGACCAUGGAAAGCAUAAGUCACAAGCUAAGGCAGGAGGAAGGUACAAGGGCUUCCAGCUAUAAACUUCAGGAAGAGAGACUGUCUAAGACUAGGUGGCAGAAGGCACCCCAAAUGGACCUGGUCUCACCCUUGUUGUUACCAGUGCUACUGCUCCGUCCCCAGGAAAAGCCUUCAGAUCUGGUUUUCAGUCAGGAGCUGAUACUGGAGUCCAACUCUGAGAGCCCUAGCUUGUACCUUGAACGGCAGUGGGAGAACCUGGAAGAGCAGCUGGCCACCUCUGCUGCUCGGCUGAGGCUGAAUCCCCACCUUGCCCAGUGCAACUCCAUGGCCCAGCAUGUGGCCCACCUGGUCCGGGUGCUGGCCAGGCCCCAACAACAUGGCCUACUGCUCUCAGGAGCUCUGGGUACUGGGCGCCAUACUGCCAUCACUUUGGCUUCUAGCAUUUAUCAGGCCCGCCUCUUCCAUCUGCCAUCUGGGUCGGAGGAGGCCAUUCUCCAGUGUUUACGAGAUGCCAGCUGGCAUGCUGGAAUGUUAAGUCAGCCAGUGGCCCUGCUGGUGCCCAAGAAUGUGGAUCUCAUUACCUUCCAUCGCCUCCUGGCCCUGGCAAGCUCAGGCAGUUUCCCUGACCAGUAUACAGAGGCAGAUCUGGACAGCAUUGAAGAACACUUUCCCAAGGAGAACCUUUGUGUCAAACUGAACAUUAGGAAGGAAAUGGUCUUGCAGAGGUUCUACCAGCAAGUGUGCAGCCACCUGCACAUGUUCUUCCUGAUUGGAGAUGAACAGGCCCACAAGCAGCUGCCCUCCACUCUUUUCCUGAGGCUCCUUCAACUGGCCACUGCCAGCAUUGACCACUAUGAACCCUGGGACCAAGCUGCUCUGGUCAAGGUGGCCCAGCACCACCUGGAGGGUGCUGGUCAGAGGCUACCCCUUGAAGACCGCUCCUGGAAGUGCCCAGACCUCCAGACCUCAAUUCCUAGUGUGGCCAAAGCCAUGGCUCUUAUCCACCUUUCGGCUGCCUAUUACCAUGAGCACCUGUGCCCUGUAUUGCCACUCGUCACACCCAAGACCUUCCUAGACUUCUUGGAUACCUUCCUGCUGCUGCAGCAACAGAUGACCCUGCAGAUGAAGAACAAGGCCCAGCGGGUUCAGAAUGCCCUGGAGAAUCUGAGAAUGAUGAUCGAGGAGCACAAAAUCCAUGCCAACCUGGUCUUUGACUUGGAACAGCAGCUGAAAGGCUCCCGCAAGAGCCUCAGUAUAUUUCAGCAGCAGCUAGAGCAAAGCGAGUUCCUGUACAAGCAGCAGCUGACACGGUGUCAGCAGCAGGAGAACCUCAUUGAGAACCUGACCAAGCAGCAGGAUGCCUUGCAGGCUCAGCAAGAGGCUUUCCUGGAGCAGAUGGGCAAGGCAUUUCUGGGGACUCUGAGCCAGCUGCAGGCAACCGACUUUGAGGAGAUACGGAGCUAUCGAGCACCACCAGAAUCUGUGGUCCAGGUGACCGAUGUGCUGUGUGACCUGUUCCACCAUGAAACAGGCUGGGCCAAUGCCAAGCAGCUGUUAAGCACUGAGGAUUUUUAUCAGGAGCUGGUGUUCUUCCCCAAAGAGAAGAUGACGAACUCUGAGUUGUUAAAGUUACACCAAGCUCUGAAGGCUCCAGGUAUGAGCGAUGCAGCUCUGCGGGCAGUAAGCAUACCUGCAGCAAACCUGGCAGUCUGGCUCUGGGCCGUUCUGCACUAUGGGCUGGCACAGCGCCGGGGACUGCCCACGGGCCUGUUGCUGCAGCAAGUGGAGGCAACACUAGCCCGGGAGCAGGCCCGCCUGGGUCACUACCAGUUUCAGGCCCAGGAGAUCCUGGAGCAUAAUUUGGUCCUGACUAAGAAGAUGGAGGAUGUCCAAACUUUCCACAAGUACAUGGCAGAGACCCUCAAUUGGGCACAGUACGGCCAGUAUCACAAAUGGCCCAUAAAGGCUGCACUGCUAACACCCAUGCAUUCCUGGACCAUGCAGCUGCAGAAGUUGAAGGGGCACAGCCUGACUAUGUUUGGAGAUGCCCUCCUAUGUUCAGCUGCUAUAGUCUACCUGGGUCCCUUUCCACCAUCGCGGCGCCAGGAGCUGCUGGAUAAGUGGCUGGCUCUGUGUAGGGGCUUUCAAGAGGCCCUGGGUCCAGAUGAUGUGGCACAGGCACUGAAAAAGAAGCAAAAAUACGUCAGCAUGCCACCAAAGAACACCCUGCUGCCCACAAGCUCUCCCUUCAGUAUUCUGUCCUUGCUGAGCUCUGAAUCGGAACAGUAUCAGUGGGACCGAGACCUGAAGCCCCAGGCAAAGUCAGCCCGCCUGGCAGGCCUGCUUCUGCAAAGUCCCACCCAUUACUGCAGCUGCCGUUGGCCUCUGCUGCUUGAUCCCAGCAACCAGGCCCUCAUCUGGUUGAACCCACUGCCUCUGGAAGAGAACAGAAAUGUGGCACCAGCCCCCACUGGGGAUCGAGGGAAAGACCUCAUGAGAAAGCAAGACAGAGACACUAAAGAGAAGGACACAAAAGAGGAAGACGUUGAUAGUGAAGACAGUAAUGAAGUUAAAGACCAGAAAAAAGAGCAGAAGACAGAGGAAAGAAAAAAUGAGGAGAAAGAGCGAGAGGAGAAAGAAGAAAGAGAGAAAGAGGGGAAGGAAGAGAAAGAGACAGAAAGCCAGGGGUCAAAGCCAGCCUCUGAGACUUGGUCUCCACCUCUUCCCUUCCUUACUGUGCUCUCGGGUGCUGACCCAGAGCUGGGCCCUCAGCUCCGGGAGGCAGCUGCUGGUGGCCUGCCGGUGCUACUGACCAACAUGGAGCUGGGCCUAGGAUGCCAGGAACUGCAAUGGCUGCUGCAGCGGGAGCAGCUGAGUCCACCCCAGGUGCAGCCUGGCUUCUGUCUCUAUCUGAGCACCACCCUCUCCCUCCAUGGCUUGGAAAAAGUACUAGGUUGCGAACUGCUGAAGGGGCUAAAUGUGCUGGAUCUGGGCCUGAACGUGGAAAUGUUGGAAGAACAGAUGCUGCAUGAAAUCUUGAGCAGAGAGUGCCCUGAGCUCGAGACCCGCUGGCAAGACCUAAAGAUCAGAAUCCUGGAUACCUGUGAGGCCAUUGAAGCUGCUGAGGAGCGCUUGCUGCUGAUGCUGCUCCAGAACCCAAAGCAUCGGAAACCAGCCAAGUUUCUGCGGAACAUGGUGAGGGUCCAGGCAGAGCUAUGUCAGCUGCGUGCCCACUGUGAAGAGUUAGAAGGGCAGAAGCUAAAGGAGGUGGCAUUGUGGGCUCCAUAUCGGCACGUGGUUUGGCACGGAAUGGCCAUGGUAAAGGCCCUAAGCCCACUGCAGAACCUACUGCCACUUUUCCACAUGAGGCAGGAUAACUGGCUGGCAGCCACCAAGCAGGCUCUGGACAGCAUGAAGCCACAUGAUCUUCAGCAUGGGGAGGAUCUGGCCAGCUACCUGCUGCAGCUGAGAACAAAACUGACUCGCCAGCUGCUGGGCAGCACUGUGGCUGCACUAGGUCUGACUCAAGUACCCUUGGUGGGUGCCUUGGGUGCUUUGGCUCUGCUGCAAGUGACAAGGAAGGCAUCAGAGCUGGAGAGGCUGGCACUCUGGCCUGGACUGGCAGCCUCUCCCAGCACAAGUCUCAGCAAGCCAGCCCCGGGCAUGGCUCGACCAGUCUGGCUAAGGCCACGAGCCUGGCGUGAAUGUGGGAUGCUAGAGCUGUUGUCCCCAUUUGUUGGGCUGCGUGCAUCCCUGGCAAGCCACUCCAGUAUUUGGCAGGCUUACCUGUCACUAUCAUCCACGGUGCUGGGUCCUGCACCUGGACCUGGGUCUCAGCCACUCAGCCUCCUCCAGAAGCUGAUCCUGUGGCGUGUGCUGCGACCUGAGUGCCUGGCAGAUGCCCUGGCAGACCUCACCACCAGCCUCCUGGGCCGGCCCUUGGAUGAAAACCUGGGUGCCCCCACCAUACCCUUUGAACAUAGUCGGGCUACUCAGCCCAUGCUGAUCUUGUUGCCACCGCCUGACCACCCUACAGCCACUUUGCAUCCCCUGACUGUCAUUCAGAAACUGGCUGCCAAGCAUCAGGAACAGAAGCAUCUGCAGGUGAUAGCCCUGGGCUCUGAAGACUGGGACCCAGUCUCAGAUGUGGUCAGCACUCUAUGCCAGGCUAUGUACAAGGGGCACUGGAUAGUGUUGGAUAACUGUCAUCUGAUGCCCCAUUGGCCAAAAAAGCUGCUACAGCCCUUGCUGGGACUGUUGGUUGGAGCUAAGGUGGUCUCAGACCUGGAAUUGGAACUGCUUUCAGCCCAACCUGGAAGCAGGAAUGUGGCCACUGUUCACAGAGAUUUCCGUCUUUGGCUUAUUGUGUCUGCAGAGUCUAGUACUUCCUUGCCAGCUGUGCUGAUUCAGCACUCCAUGCCUAUUUUCUGGGACCAGUCCCUGGAGCUCGGCCACAUUUUGAUUGACAGUGUGGAGCUAGCCCAGCAAGGAUUCUACAAGCAACCCUCCACCCAGUCACUCCCUCUGCUCCUCCUACAUGGCCUUCUGCUACACCGGCAGCUCUAUGGAAUGAGGCUGCAGGCACACAGAGGGCACUGGAGUCAAGUUACCCUAACCCAGGUUCUUCAGACUCAAGAUCAGCUGUGGGCCACUCUUAGUAAUCCCAGGGAUGCCAUGCAGGAGCUGGCUGCUUCAGUUUUCUAUGGGGGUCCUCUGGGGGACACCAAGGACAGGGAGGCCCUGAUUAGUCUCACACAAACCUGCCUGAGUCCCAGCAGUGGGAACUGGGUCCAACCACACACACCCCGGUAUCUGCUGGCCACGCUGAUGCCCAGCCCAGAGCUAGGGGAGCAGAAUGCAAUGGCAGAUUGCAAGGCCCAGAUGCACCUACUGCCCACACCAUCUGAACCCCGGAUCUGCGGACUUAGUGAGGGCCCCCAGGCCUGGCUGUUGCGACGCCGGAGUCGCGCUCUUCUAAGCGCACUGCAGCGGUGUUCACCAACAUGGGUUCCCCCGUCUCGCGGGGGCGCCUGGCGUGCAGAAAGGCGGCUGAGGCAACGCCUGGUGCUAGCCAACCAGAGGCUAGAGUCACUGCGGGAUCUGCUGACCGACACCGCGCGCCAAGACGAGUGUGCCGCCCCGUGGGCAGUGCUGGGGCCGAAUGCACGGCGGCCCCUGGAAGGCUUCCUAGAGACCGAGGCUCUGGAACUGAGCCAGUUGGCGGGCAUGCUGCAACGCGACCUCCACUGCUUGCUGCAGCAGCUGAAGGGUGAACCCCCGUGUGCCUCCCGACGCUGUGCAGCGGUGGCCCACGCGCUCUGGACUGGCCGCCUACCCCAGCCUUGGCGAUCUCACACACCUGCCUGUCCGCAGCCGCCCUGGCACUGGCUGCAACAGCUGUCGCGCCGUGGGCAGCUGUUGGUUCGCUACCUGGGCAUGGGCGUGCACGCGGGCACUGAUGUUCCAGAGCGUGUUUUCCACUUGUCAGCCUUUCGCCACCCGCGCCGCCUGCUGCUGGCACUGCGUUGGGAGGCUGCCCUGAACCAGAACGUGUCCAGUCCGAAUUUCCCUGGUAGCCGAGGCUCCGGCUCCAGUCAGCUCCCGUAUAAACGCCAGGAGCUGAACAGCAAGCCUCUGCUCCUCCGGGUGGAGAACGGUCCAAAUCCCACGGUUCCAGAGAUGGGGCUGCUGCUGACUGGGCUACAGCUCCUACACGCCGAGUGGGACCCGAUAGCUGGGGCACUGCAGGACAGCUCUUCCAGUCUGCCCAGUCCUCUGCCUCCGGUCAGCGUCAGAGCACAAGCCCGGGGCACCAGUGACCUGCCAGCUCCAGCCGGCCUGGCUGUGUACUCCUGCCCUGUGUACAUGGCAGGGCCCCUUGGCAUCACUAAGCUGCAGAGUGGGAACAUCAUGAUGCACCUUCCCCUACCCACGAAACUCAGUCCUGCCACCUGUGUCCAACGGAGAGUUCAUGUGUGCAGCCCACCCCUGCUGUGAGCCCCUCUACUAAAAUAAAGUAGUAGUGAUUCCAU